CAAUGAUUAUAUAAUUUACACAUAAUCAUCGCAGUCAAAUGCAAACAACUUGGUGUAGCGUGGGCAUAUCGGUAUAACAAGUGCAGUUGAGUGAACGUUUAUCAGUGCUCUAGAAUGGCCCCUCAAAUUAAAUACACAAAAAUUUUUAUAGAUAAUGAAUGGGUCGAUUCCAAGAGCGGAAAAACUUUCGAGACUUACAAUCCUCAUGAUGAAUCCGUGAUUGCGAAAGUGGCUGAAGGAGAUAAGGCUGAUGUGGACGAAGCGGUGAAGGCAGCCCGUCGCGCGUUCCACCGCAACUCUGAGUGGCGUUUAAUGGACGCGUCACAACGAGGUCGGAUCCUUCAGAGGUUCGCAGAUCUCGUGGAACGGGAUGCCAAGUAUCUCGCUGAACUGGAAAGCUAUAACAAUGGCAUGGUGCUCAGUUUCUCUAAUUUUAUUGUGGCAAAAGUUAUACCAUGCAUUCGAUAUAUUGGCGGUUUGAGCGAUAAGAUACAGGGAGAUACCAUACCGGCAGAUGGCGAUGUAUUUAGUUAUACUUUGAAGCAACCCGUCGGAGUUUGUGGUCUUAUUUUACCAUGGAACGGUCCGAUUGUCAUAUUUGUUUACAAAGUCACUGCAGCUCUUGCCGCUGGUUGCACGGUGGUCGUAAAGCCUGCAGAACAGGCCCCAUUAACGACUUUAGCCCUGGCGGCGUUGCUUGCGGAGGCUGGUGCUCCUAAGGGUGUCAUCAACGUGGUUCCCGGUUUCGGGGAGACGGCCGGAGCAGCGCUCACACGUCACAAAGAUGUUGCUAAAAUAUCAUUCACAGGAUCCAUUGAGGUUGGCAAGUUAAUUCAACAAGCGGCAGGAGUCAACAACUUGAAAAGGGUGACUUUAGAACUAGGCGGUAAAAGCCCACUCGUUAUUAUGAACGAUGCCGACCUAAAUGUGGCUGUGCCGUGUGCUGCUUCGGCAAUAUUUUCAAUGCAAGGACAAGUGUGUGUCGCUGCAUCGCGCUUAUACGUCCAGUCGGAUAUUUACGACAAGUUCGUCGCGGCGGCAGUCAAGUACGCUCAGUCAAUUAGAAUUGGAAAUCCCUUCGAUCCUACCACACAACAUGGGCCUCAGGUGGACGAGGUUACGAUGAGGAAAGUUUUAGGUUAUAUUGAAAAGGGUAAACAAGAGGGUGCAAAAUUAUUGACGGGAGGCAGGCGUGUCGGUGAUAGGGGUUAUUACAUCGAACCUACUGUGUUUGCUGAUGUCAGGGAUGAUAUGACCAUUGCAAGGGAAGAGAUAUUCGGGCCGGUCCAGAGCAUCUUUAAAUUUGAUACGCUUGAAGAGGUGCUGGAACGAGCCAACAACACGACAUUUGGCCUUGCCGCUGGUAUCUUUACAACAAACGUUAACACGGCUUUACAGUUCAGUAAACACGUCGAAGCUGGCGUCGUUUGGGUAAACACUUAUCUGACCAUAGGCUCCCAUACUCCAUUUGGGGGUGUCAAAGAUUCUGGUGUUGGUCGUGAAAAUGGGCCGCAGUGUUUGGAUCCGUAUUUAGAAGUGAAGAGUGUAACUAUAAACCUGCCUAAGAAAAUUUAAAUGCCACCAUGAUUACCUCAUUAUAUUUGGAAAUAUAAAAACAAUCAAUAAUAAAUUAUAUAUAUAUAUUUUAUGUUUUUUAUAUAAUCUUUCAACUGACUUGUAUCUAAAUGGAAAUGGAAGAAACUUUUAUGGUUCUUAUUAAACUAUUAAAUAUGA
Galleria mellonella (greater wax moth) is the source of this 1734-nucleotide messenger RNA. Its product is annotated as aldehyde dehydrogenase, mitochondrial-like. Gene Ontology annotation, molecular function: aldehyde dehydrogenase (NAD+) activity. The coding region runs from base 115 to 1575 and encodes 486 amino acids. The transcript has 11 exons. NCBI's taxonomy places the organism in Eukaryota, Metazoa, Arthropoda, Insecta, Lepidoptera, Pyralidae. The record is from RefSeq and is a predicted model, not a curated record.